Molecule: messenger RNA, 1419 nt
Organism: Pyricularia oryzae 70-15
Lineage: Eukaryota; Fungi; Ascomycota; Sordariomycetes; Magnaporthales; Pyriculariaceae
Exons: 2
Coding region: 1-1419 (472 amino acids)
Source: RefSeq, a predicted model, not a curated record
AUGAGAUUGAAGAGUCGCCGGACCGGCUUCCCAGCCCUUUCCCUUCUCUUACUACUUUCCGCCACAACCGCAGCCCCCCUCCCAGCCAACGAUGAUGAACCCCAAAAGACUGAUCCAGUCUUGCCUAGUCGAGCCGACGUCCAGGUUAUACCCAAUGCCCAGAUCCAAGAUCCCAACACCGGUAAGACGGUCGAAGGGCCUCUCGUAAAAGGCAAUUGGGGUAACGACAAAAUCCCGGAUCACUCGAGGCACAAGGAAGCUAGCAUCGCCGAGUUUCCCAAUAACGGCCAGCCCUUCCCAUUACAUCCAAAACCAGCAAAGCAGCGCACUGAAAGGCAAAAGGGCAUCCCGCGCGCCGGACCGCAGAGGGGUAGCGGCGAGCCACAGGUACUUGAUGAAACCACGCCAAAUUUGAUGGAUAACAAAAAAUCGGGCAAGGAAACCACCAUCAGGUCGGCACCCCAUUACGAGUCGGGUGGGAAGCUUGCGGCGCACGAGGAAGAGGCCAAGAAGAAGUUUGAGGCCGACCCAGCAAACAAGGGGAAGAAGUUUCAUCGAACCCCAGCGCCCGAUGGUGCGGUCAAUGACGAGGCUGCACUCACGAGCAGGAUGAAGGCAAAUCUAGCCAAGUACGAAGCCCAGACGGGCAAAAAGGGAUUCCUACAAGUCGAGGUAAAAAAUGGCUUCUAUAACGACUUGCCACCGCAAGACCAGCCGCGCCGCGCGUUCGAGGCACCAGCGGUGUUGAAUUCACAGACACUCCAGCCGGGAAAGUCAGGUGCAGAUAGCACGGCCAGCAAGAAGCAGAAGGCGCAGCAACCACAGCCGAAACCGCAAGCCGCCGCGGCUGUGCCGCCGCCAACUCCACAAGACGACGGCAAGCCGUGGGUCGACGCCGCAGGCCGUACGCUGAGGGGCCGCAAACGGCCCGCCGACUCGCAAGUGACAGGGGAGUCUUCAAAACAGACACCCAAGGCCCCCAAAGGCGUGCCGGAUCCGAACAACUACCUCAGAGAUCCAUCCCCAAUCAGGGACGCGUACAAACCAGGGGAUAAAACCACAAAGUCGUCAACCCCUGCUAUCCCACCACCUUCAGAUGCACAGGCUCGCGCGAGGCAGCCCCCUAGACCGAAGGACACCGAGGAGUACAAGCAAUGGCUGGCCAAGACUGGUGGAGAAUGGAGGCCGCCCCCUCCUCCACCGCCUCUGCCCAAGCCACCACUUCCCAAAAUUGAACCCAAAAAGGGAGGUGAUCCACCAGGUCCCACAAAGAUUACAGGCAAAGAAGGCACCUCAAAAGAGGCUCCCGCAGCAAUCCGUGUGUCUAAGGAAGUCAGUUCCUCGAAAGUUGCCAUACGCCCCAAGCCUGUCGCUAAAGCUCCUGCCCCUAAAAAGCCAAUUGGCAAAAAAUCUAGUUAA